Messenger RNA from Lepus europaeus (European hare), 936 nucleotides. RefSeq names its product olfactory receptor 5M5-like. The record is from RefSeq and is a predicted model, not a curated record. Gene Ontology annotation, biological process: sensory perception of smell; G protein-coupled receptor signaling pathway. Gene Ontology annotation, cellular component: membrane. Lineage: Eukaryota; Metazoa; Chordata; Mammalia; Lagomorpha; Leporidae. Gene Ontology annotation, molecular function: olfactory receptor activity; G protein-coupled receptor activity; odorant binding. The transcript has a single exon. The coding region runs from base 1 to 936 and encodes 311 amino acids.
AUGUCAAGAAGCAAUCAUACCACAGUGACAGAAUUUGUCCUCAUGGGAUUCACGGACCGUCCUGAGCUUCAACUGCCCCUCUUUGUGGUGUUCCUGGUAAUUUAUCUCAUAACCCUGGUGGGGAACCUUGGCAUGAUCCUGCUCAUCAAGGCAGAUUCACGGCUCCACACCCCCAUGUAUUAUUUCCUUAGUCACCUGGCAUUCAUUGAUCUUUGUUUCUCAUCUUCCAUUGGGCCAAAGAUGCUGCAAAAUUUACUGGUGAAGAAAAAAACCAUCUCUUUUACAGGCUGUUUUGCUCAGCUGUAUUUCUCCAGUGCUUUUGCUACUACUGAGUGCUUCCUCUUGGCCACAAUGGCCUAUGACCGCUACAUGGCUAUCUGCAACCCUCUGAUUUACACAGCCAUCAUGACACAGCGGGUUUGCAAGGAACUGGUGAUUGGGGUCUACACUUAUGGCUUCCUAAAUUCUGUUAUACAAACAGUUCUGACUUUCCAGUUGUCCUUCUGUGACUCCAAUGUCAUCCACCACUUCUACUGUGCUGACCCCCCUCUCCUUGCCCUCUCCUGCUCUGACACCCACAACAAAGAGAAGCAGCUGUUGAUUUUCUCUGCAGUGAACCUCACUGGAUCCCUCCUGACAGUCCUCAUCUCCUAUAUCUGCAUCCUCCUCUCUAUUAUAAAAAUCCAGUCUUCUGAGGGCAAGUGCAAAGCAUUUUCUACAUGUGCCUCCCACCUCACAGUUGUCAUCAUCUUCUAUGGAACACUGUUUUUCAUGUACCUGCGGCAACCCAAAGCAGAGAAUUCAUGGAAGUACAACAAAGUGGUCUCUGUAUUUUAUAGUCUUGUAAUUCCCAUGCUUAACCCUCUGAUCUAUAGCCUAAGGAACACAGAGGUAAAGGAUACUCUGAAAAAAAUGCUGGAGGGCAAACAGUCUUAG